Antechinus flavipes (yellow-footed antechinus) is the source of this 4619-nucleotide messenger RNA. It is a transcript of the gene RASSF3, whose product is annotated as Ras association domain family member 3. Bases 967 to 1836 code for a protein of 289 amino acids. The transcript has 6 exons. The record is from RefSeq and is a predicted model, not a curated record. Lineage: Eukaryota; Metazoa; Chordata; Mammalia; Dasyuromorphia; Dasyuridae. Gene Ontology annotation, biological process: signal transduction. Gene Ontology annotation, cellular component: cytoplasm.
GUUAAGGGUAUAAGCAUUUAUUAAGCGCCUUCUAUAUGCUAACCGUCGCGGAUACAUCAAAAGGCCAGUCCCUGCUUUCAAGGAGCUCACAGUCUACAGAGGGGAGACUACAUACAAACAAUUACGUACAAAGAUAUAGACAGAAUAAAUUAGCGCUCAUUAACACAGGGAAGGGAGUGUGCUUUGGCUCACAAAUUCCAGUCCUUUUCCCCGGCCCGUAGAAGCCUAAAAAUGUGUGUGUUUGUGUCUAAAACGCCUGCAGGACCCUUACCCACGUGCAAUAAAUGGGGACUAUUUCUUGAGCAGCUUCUAUUCCUGUGGUGGGGUUUUCUGGGUGUUAAAAACGGCAAAAGAACAGAGAGGGUCAGAGUGACCCGGGGAGGUGGAAGGAGCCAGGACUCCAAGCCACCUGGAGACUGGACAGGUUUUCCCUCCGGUUUCCUAAAGGGAGUGGCCGAUCCUAAAAGUCGGAAAGAGCCGGCCUAAAUUCCCAAAGUUGCUGCAAAGAGACGGGGGGUGGGGGGAGUGGGGGGAGAGGACGGAAGAAGUGAGGGAGGCCGCCUCGCUGGGGGCCGGGGCGGGGAUCUGGGGGGAAAGGGGUGUGGCGAAGGGGCUCGAAAGAGCGAGGGGGAGGAGUGGAAGGAGGAAGGAGAGAGGGCGGGGAGGACUCUGCCGGACUAGGCUUGGGAGGAGGAUGGGCUAGACGGGGAAAGGAGGGCGGGAGGCUAGCAGUGGCAGGAAGCCGGGAGCGGGCCGGGGGCCAACCGCGGGGAAGCGAGCACAGGAUCGAGCCUGGCUGUGGGGAGUUGCGGCGGCAGCGGGAGGCGGAGCCGGGGCUGCCUCCGCUGCUGCUGCCCCCCUGUCGGGGUGAGCCGUGGGGUAUAGGGCGCCCGCCCCGGGUCUCCCUGCACUGCACCCCUGGGGCUGCAGCGGGCGAGGCUCCCUGCUCCCCCGGCCGCCGGGUAGAUGACGUGGACCAGCAGCAUGAGCAGUGGUUACAGCAGCCUGGAGGAGGACACGGAGGACUUCUUCUUCACCGCCCGGACCUCCUUCUUCAGACGACCUCCUCAGGGCAAGCUCCGCGCCGGCAAGCAAACUAAAAGGGGAAGUUUCACUCGGUCAUGUGUGACUCCUGAUAGUGUUUCCCCCUUUUGCUUGGAGAAUUACUCAACUCUGACCGGAUAUCUCGAUUUCAUCUACUCACAACUGCCUGCUCUGUGCAAGGAUGUUGAGAAAGAAAAGGAAACCCACAAUUAUCUCAGCACAGAGGAAAUCAAAGAGAAGGUUCACAACUACAAUUUAGCUGUUACAGACAAACUGAAGAUGACUUUGAAUUCCAAUGGGAUUUACACUGGCUUCAUCAAAGUUCAGAUGGAAUUGUGCAGACCUCUCAGUGUGUGGACUUCUCGGAACCAAGAAAAGCAUGCCUUCAUUAAUAAUGGCUGCAUGAAUACCCUUCACAUCAGCAGCACCAACACUGUCCGGGAAGUUAUUGAGGCCUUGCUCAAAAAGUUUCUAGUGUCUGAAAGCCCAGCCAAGUUUGCACUUUAUAAACGUUGUCACAAGGAAGAUCAAGUAUACACGUGCAAGCUGUCAGAUCGAGAACACCCCCUUUAUCUGCGUUUGGUAGCAGGCCCAAAGACAGAAACUCUGAGCUUUGUUCUACGUGAACGUGAAACCGGAGAGUGGGAAGCCUUCAGUCUUCCUGAGCUACAGAACUUCUUGCGGAUCCUGAACAAGGAAGAAGAUGAACAGCUGCAGAACCUUAAACGGCGCUAUGCAACUUAUAGACACAAACUUGAAGAAGCCCUCCAAGGAACAUGGAAGCUGGAUUAAACAUCAGCCUCAAAACACUCAGGAAUAGUGCAGGCUACUUAAAAAAACAAAACAAAAAUUAAAAAACCAACAAACUCAGAUGUAGCAUGCUCAGUACAAUCGACAAGGCAGCCACAAGUGUACUCUUUUAUUAAGUGAGCUGGUUUACAGUUUUGUGAUGAGACAGGGUACCUCUCCCCAACUUUUAUAUUUAGUUCCAUUCAGCACCUGGCCCCUAUGACCUGUUUAAGGGACCUGGAAGCUUAUUAAGUUUUGAUACCACCUCAGAAUCCUCUGUUGGUGGGUAGUAUCGCCCCUCAGCAGGCUAUGACUCUGUGGUAGAUUGCUAACAGAACUCAAGGAUGCUUUGAAAUAUGAAGGACAUGGCUGUGACUUUUCCAUUUACUUUUUAAAAAUGGCUUUUAGCCUAACAAUCUACAGAUUGGUUAUUUUUUUUAAACUGAAAGAAAAAUCCAAUCUGAAUAGUUUUAAGCAUAUACUGUUUUUCCUAUUGUUAAACAGUUUAUAAUUUUGCAUGAAAAUAACUAUUUAUAAUGGAAGGCAUAAGGAAGCUAGGAACUUUUGAGAAAAUUUGAAAGGUUUUCAAUGGAGUGUAGACCUAAGGAAAGAAAAAAGUAAGUUAGAAAGAAAGUAUGAGCAGAGAUGGAGAUUCUUUGGUAGCCAGCGAUGGAAUUGUGAAGUUUGGUUAUGAUGGAUAAGAGGGAUGUGGAAUUUGCUUGUAACUCACUUUUAAAAUAAUACAGUUUUUAAGGUGUAAUAUGUUACAUAUAGGAUGACUUGAUUUCUUAGAGGAGGAGAGAUUUAGGGAAACAGUUAAUGCAAGGGAACCAAGAAAAGCCAGGUUAGUCCUGAGCUUGCCAUGAAAAUUAAGGGGGGCCAGGUACCUUAUAAACCUGGAUCUUUGUCUAAGGAGAGCAGUACCCCUCAGGGAACUUGGGGUGACCUACUUCUCUCCAUGAAUCCAAUAGGUGUAGAAAAUGGUGGGUCUGUUUGGUGCAAUAUCUGUAAGGAAACAGACCUAAAUCAAGAGAAGCACAGACCAGUUCCCAAGAAAUGGUGAAGAUUUCGAUGAUACUCAAUGACGUUCGCUUAGUAUUUUAGAAACUUGUGUUGCCAUUCUUCGGCUUCUUUUAUAUGAGGUUGUUUCCUAGGAAGGUCUGUCUUUGUCCUUAGCAGAAAAGACUAGAGGAAAGGACCUAUUUCACCAAGGUGCAUCUGAUUCUUGUUUUCUAGGUUAAGACUAAAGUAUUCCAAGUCCUGUGGAGCAUCCAUGAUCAUUCUUCCUCUCCUAUUCUCCCUCUGUUUUUCCUUUUCCCCUCUUUGGCGUCUGCAAUAUUCCAAUACUGAACCAGCAUGUGUUUGUUAUGUUGCCAAGUUCUCCCCUCCCCACCCGAACCUCAGAGCAUGGAAGGGAAAAGGAGGGGAAAAGUUUGUAUUUGACUGCUAAUGUAACCGGUAUUCAUACAGAGACGUUUAUUUAAACUACAGAUGCUUGUUCCAACCAACCAAAGAAGGUGGAUGGGUGUGCAAUAGAAGCCUUCGUAGAACAGAAUCAGACUCAAGUAACUAGAAUAUAUGGUUUAUUCCAGUGGAAACAUGAGAAAAUAAAAUUUACUUAAGUUCAAGAGGGCCUGUGCAGCCCAUUUUUACUCUAGACGUUUAUUAUAAAUUCCCAAGGAAUUGUUAACACGUUAGUGACACCUAAUGGCUUCUUUGUGAAACUCCAAGGUGGUUCAGUCCUGUGCCUCUUAAUCUGCAACCUGUGCCUUCCUCUUCUCAUCUCUGGAUUUUCAGGCUGACUUGAUGAAGAACAAUCAUUCUGUCCUGUUUGUGGGUUAUGCAGUACUAAACAAGUGACUGAGACAAUCGUAUCUUCUGAAACUGUUAAGUUUUUUUUUUUUCUCCUUAAACGUAGAAUGAUAUAAAAUAUGUUUUCCACACCAUGUCUGUUUAGUUUGCAUGAAACUAUGUAGUUGCAUGUAUGAGGUUUUAAGUGACAUUAUCAACAGACACUUUACUGUAAUGUUCAGGGAAUAUUGUUAUUUUCUUUUUAUUAUUCAGACCACAGCCUGGGUUUGAAUUUUCUUUUAGCAGCCACCACCUGAGUUUUGACUAAUCAGACCCUUGCAAUGAAAAGUUUUUAUUUCAUAAAGCUCCAGUUUGAAUGCUCUUAGGAUCUAACAGUGGUAGCUGAUGGGUAUCUGUGAAUUACCUUUUUUUUUUUUUUUUUUUUACUUGAAGUAGAUUGUAAAAUAGGCAUUCUCAUUUUAUAUUAUCCAGAAACCUCAGUGGUUGUUUUAUAUGCACUACAAGUCAUGAUUUGGAAAACUUACUGUAUUGAAAUUUGUAGAUCUAGAAAGUCUGAUUUUUUUUGUGUGUGUUCCCCCUCCCCCAUUCCCCCCAACACUGGUUACUGCAGCAGCCUUUAAAUAUUUUUAAAAAAAAAGAAAAGAAAGAGAAUGUUUUUUAAAAGGUCUAGCCAAAGAAAUGUUUGAGUUUAUUUUUUAUCAAUUGUUAUAUUAAAUGGCCUAAGCUUUGCUGUAGUGUUGUUAAUAUUCAUGUAUGAUGGUACAGGAAAGAGGUUGAAAUGAGGUGGUGGGUAACGCAGGGAAGCAUUUUAAAUUGUAAAACUAAAAAAUUUUUUUUUUUUUAAAGUUAUACUAUUUAUAAUUUUGACGUUUAAUUUUAUUUUUAUAGGGAAACUGCUUUCCCCUUAAAAUUGUUUCUGAAAUGGCGAAUUGUGGUUCCACUUUAAUAUUAAAGUUGCAGUUGUUGUUUGUUUA